Messenger RNA from Closterium sp. NIES-65, 463 nucleotides. The record is from the annotation of a GenBank genome assembly. NCBI's taxonomy places the organism in Eukaryota, Viridiplantae, Streptophyta, Zygnematophyceae, Desmidiales, Closteriaceae.
AUGGCAGUGGAUUCGCGAUUAAUCACCGCACACGGCGCCACGGAGCAUUCAGCGGAGCCCGCGUUGCUCCCGACAUCCUCCACGUUCUUUUCUUCCAACAAAUCCGCCGAUUCCUCCUCGUCGCCGUCCACCUCUUCGUACUCCUCGAACGGCAGCACUGCCAAGGCCUAUCAAGAGGUCCCUAUCUACCGCACGACGGACGCGGCGCCACUGCCCGAAGCGCCCUCUCCGUCCUUUAGUCCGUUUCGGACCGCGCCGUACAGCGACCGCUUUAUUCCCAGCCGCUCGUCGUCGCUCGCCUUCUCUUUCCCGCUCCUCGACCGCCCCGGCGACCCUCCGCAAACGUCGCACGGUUUCGGCGCGGGCCCCGAGGGGCGGGAGGACAGCGCAGCGGCGUACUCGCUGUUGCUCAAGUCGCAACUGCUCGGCGGGCAGCUUUCCGCGCCGCCUGCGCUAGGAUCGA